This is a messenger RNA of Prunus dulcis (almond), 1763 nucleotides long. Its product is annotated as aspartic proteinase Asp1-like. Gene Ontology annotation, biological process: proteolysis. The record is from RefSeq and is a predicted model, not a curated record. NCBI's taxonomy places the organism in Eukaryota, Viridiplantae, Streptophyta, Magnoliopsida, Rosales, Rosaceae. The transcript is spliced from 8 exons. Bases 194 to 1501 code for a protein of 435 amino acids. Gene Ontology annotation, molecular function: aspartic-type endopeptidase activity.
UCAAAGGAAGCAAGCAAUACCAUGAGUCCUGAGUUGCAUUCACCCAACUCCGUCAUUGGAAUAUAUUCCAUUUUCUUUCAGUCAUUUUAUCGAACACCUUGUGAAGUUUCCCAUAGAAAAAAGACAAAAUAACACUUUUAUCUUAAAUUUGUUCCUUCGUUCAUUCGUUCUAUUGCCUACUGUGAAACAGAAAAUGAAAACGGAGGGAAAGUCUGGGUGGUUGUUGCUGUUGAUGUCGCUGUUAGUGAUGGGUUUGUCUGCAACUAUGUCAUCAGCUUCUUUUGGUGAUCAGUACCAUCGGGGUAGAAGGAAAACUAUGCUACCGGAUGAAGCGACGUCGUCUUUGGGGCUCAACCGCGCAGCCUCCUCCAUUGUCUUACCGGUUCAUGGAAACGUGUACCCUAUUGGGUCUUAUAAUGUCACUCUUAACAUUGGUCAGCCUCCAAAGCCCUACUUUCUUGAUCCAGACACUGGUAGUGAUCUCACAUGGCUCCAAUGUGAUGCUCCCUGUGUCAGAUGCACUGAGGCUCCUCAUCCAUUUUACCGUCCCAACAAUGAUCUAGUGGUCUGUAAGGACCCCCUCUGUGAGGCCUUGCAUGCACCGGGUUCCCACAAAUGUGAUAAUCCAGACCAAUGUGACUAUGAGGUUGAGUAUGCAGAUGGUGGCUCAUCCCUUGGUGUACUUGUAAGGGAUGCCUUUCUCCUCAACUUUACCAAUGGAAACCAGCGAACAAUUCACCUGGCCCUUGGGUGUGGAUACGAUCAACUACCUGGUUCAUCUUAUCAUCCCAUAGAUGGAGUCCUCGGCCUUGGCAAGGGAAAAUCUAGCAUCGUAUCACAACUUAGUAAUCAGGGUCUGGUGCGACAUGUCAUUGGUCACUGUUUAAGUGGCCGAGGGGGCGGGUUUUUCUUCUUGGGGGAUGACCUUUAUGAUUCUUCACGCAUAGUUUGGACACCAAUGUCACCUGAUUACACCAAACAUUACUCCCCAGGACUUGCGGAACUUAUAGUCGGUGGGAAAUCUACUGGGUUUAGAAACCUUGUUAUGGUUUUUGACAGUGGAAGCUCAUACACUUAUCUUAAUUCUCAGGCUUAUCAAUUUUUGACUUCAUGGUUGAAAAGAGAACUAACUGGAAAACCUUUAAAAGAAGCUCUAGAGGACAGGACUCUCCCACUUUGUUGGAAAGGUCGAAAGCCAUUUAGAAACAUACGUGAUGUCAAGACAUACUUCAAGCCCUUAGCACUAAGAUUUGCCAGUGGUAGAAAAGAUACCACGCAGUUUGAAUUGCCCCCAGAAGCUUAUCUAAUUAUAUCGUCCAAGGGAAAUGUUUGCUUGGGAAUUUUAAAUGGUAGUGAAGUUGGGCUGCAAAAUUCUAACAUUAUUGGAGACAUUUCAAUGCAAGAUAAAAUGGUGAUUUAUGACAAUGAGAAGCAGAUGAUUGGAUGGGGUCCUGGAAACUGUGAUAAGCUACCCAAGUCUAGAAGUUUCAGCUUUUGGUGAUGCUUCGUGAGGUUCUCAGACUUGCACGUUUAUAAUGGCGUAUGAUCACAGAGAAUUAUUGUGCAGAAAGAAACAUUCUCCGCUGUAUACUAUAUAGGAUUGGAGGGGAAUAGUUCCAUUUCCAAUGUACAUUUUAUAUAUUUCACAUGUAUGUAUGUAGAAUCACGUCUACUUGGUAUUUCUACUUCCAACCAUAUGUGUUGGUGAAAACUAUAUAGUAUUCUUCAGGUUACAUAUGAAGAAUAUUCUGACUUCUUUACAA